GCGCGAUUUAUUUUGACACUCACUGACAGACGAUGAAGACGGUGUGAUGCCACUUUGCCAGUAGGCCUAAUUCGAAGAUGAAUAGUAUACAACUUAAGUGUUAUGCACACAUGUAUCGUGAUGGUAUGUGUGAAGGAGACAUACGACCAGCCAGUGAUAAAUCUUGGGCAGACUUUCUACGAAGUGUGCAGGUGUGGAAGACCGUAUCUGCACCCGGUGCUUCGUAUCUAUUCCUUCCUGUAUGGCACCGGGAAGCAGCCCGCGUGGCCAGAGCUUUCCUUGAUGGGUACCCCCUCGGCGUCGUUGUUGAGGAAAUGCCCAUUCCUGUAAACGCUGGCUUUCAUCGCCAAUGCUACACUUCUUUCACCUCUUAUUCAUUGGACAGGCAUGACAGGAGCGCAGUGAUCGAUAUAGGCCUAGAGAGACAAGACCAAAAACAACAAAACCAGACAACCGAAAUGCCUCCCGUCACACCGGCUGAGCAGUCACAGACACAAGGUUAUAAUAAUAGUCUCCCAAACCCCACGCCAAUGGCCAACGACGUGGGUAACUAUGAGACUCUAUGUACGGUGCGAGGAAGCAUCAUGUACACCAGUAUUGAGACUGGCCUGAUUAGCUGGAAGACUGGCAGCCUAGAAUUGGCCACUACGCCAACGGGACAGGUGGUCUGCUUGGUCAAUUUCGACAAUGGCCCCUCCAAAAAAAUUGUGGUGACCAAUCAGAUUAGAGGAGUGGUCUUCAAUCACAAUGUACCCCGAUGCAGCAUUGGUCUUGCCAAUGGGACCACCAUCAGUUGGACCGCCAAAGUCAACGGAAAAAUCACACGUGUUAACCCCCCGGCUGAUGUCGCUCGCCUCGCUGAUCUGCUGAACGACUUACGCGAAGAACGGAAGAGAGGUAUGGCCAGUCAGGAUCAUUCAGGCUCUGGAUCUGCCACAAAGAAGAGUCCUUUAAUUAAGACCGAGUCGAGCCAGGAGGAAACAGCGAGAUCUGAUGCAUCUGGUGGUAAUAGUCCUCCCCACCCAACGACAGUGGCCAACGACGUGGGUAACUAUAAGACGCUAUGUACGGUGCAAGGAAGCAUCAAGUACACCAGCAUUGAAACCGGCCAGGCUAGCUGGAAGACUGGCAGCCUAGAAUUGGCCACUUCGCCAACGGGACAGGUGGUCUGCUCGGUCAAUUUCAAAAUUGGCCCCUCCAAAAAAUGUGUGGUGACCAAUCAGAUUAGAGGAGUGAUCUUCAAUCACAACGUACCCCGAUGCAGCAUCGGUCUUGCCAAUGGGGCCCACAUCAGUUGGACCACCAAAGUCAACGGAAAAAUCACACAUGUUAACCCCCUGGCCGAUGUCGCUCGCUUCGCUGAUCUCCUGAACGACUUACACGAAGAACGGAAGAGAGGUAAUGCAAGUCAGGAUCAUUCAGGCUCUGCAUCCGCCACAGAGAGGAGUCCUUUACUUCGGUUUGGGUCGAGAUUGAGCCAGGAGGGAACGGCGAGAUCUUCGCACCUUUGGUCGGACACCUGCGUUAUUUGCCAAGGUACUCAGAACAAGAGGGAUAACCACUCUGGUUUAAGACGGAAGGAACCCCUCACGGUGUGUGAGCAAAUUGAUGGUGGUGCUCUUCUGACCGCUGCAAGGCUGAAGAAAGAUGAAGAUUUGCUUCUUCACAUUGAAAAUAAAGACUGCGUAGCGAUCGGACUGAAAUACCACAGAUCCUGCCUUAUGGAAUACACAUCAAUCCCUAAAAACCCAGAAGGAAGUGAACCACCAGUGCCCCUCUAUGACAAAGCCUUCAAGGUCUUCUGUGCAGAUACCAUUGAUCGGCUUCUCUUUCAGGACAAAAAUGUCUUCAGGAUGACCAAGCUGAAAAGAAUCUUUGAUAGAACUGUACAGGAAGUCGAGGACCAGGAUUCAUCAGGAUACAGGACAUCGUCCCUGAAGGACAGACUGAUCAAGUCAUAUCCGCAGCUGUGUUUCUUGAAACCAAAGACGACGAACAUUUGCGAGUUGGUGUAUGCCGACAGCUUGACCAGAGAAGAUCUUAUUGAAGAUUUGACCACUCUGAAAGAAUCCGUAAGGAAAGAGGAAUCUGAUUCUGAUUCCAGCUCGGGUAUGCAGGAAGCCAAUGAGCAGUCAUCCACUCCUUCAUGGAAGUCCAGUAGGGACCACAUGUGGACCUGCAACCGCGUCGGUAUUUUGCGAGACCGCUAUUCAACUGCCCUUGACAUUAAGAGAGACAUCGCCAGCAUUCCAUCUAACCACGACCCAUGGCCCCCAACGUCCUUGAACCUUACUGUGGAUGAUGCCCGUCGUAUCGUCCCAACGAAGUUGUUUAACUUCUUGGCAUGGAUUGUAGGCAGCUCGGAUGACCCAAAAGAAGAUGAAAUGGUCAAAGUAGUAGAUGGAGAUGAACGAAAGAUACUCGCCAUGGCCCUGGAUGUUAUUUACAUGGCAACGAGGGAGAAGUCAGCACCAACGGAUGCGUCCUCUGCGAAAGCAUUUUAAUUUCAAACUUCGAGCCAUUUUCUGAGUAUCAGCUCCCAAAAGUGCCCACACAUAUGAAGUGGAAUAGUGUAUGAUAAAUGAGUACAGUCAACUCUCGUUAGUACAAACUCUGUUAAUACAAAAUUCUGGUUAUAACAAACAUAAAGCCUUGGUCCCGACUGUGCAUUUAUGUACACAAUGAAUGGGACUGAUGUUCGAGACUCGACUGUACUCGUAAAGAACAUUGCAGCUCAGAUCAAUAGGGUCAUCCCUCAAGCGUUGUCUGAGCUCUGACAUACUGUUGUAGAACUUAGCUCACCUCUCCUAGUACCUGUCCAGAAUGUACCACACAACAUAUACCACCUACAUGUUCAAGUACAAUCCAAAUCCCUUUGAGGGGUGCCAUUACAUCUGGUGUACUGUGGUGAUGAUCUGUUCAACUUCCUUUGUCUUUGCAACAUGUACAUACGUUAUCUCUAUUAUAUUUGGUUGUUUUCUGGAGACUUUUAUACUAUACAUAUUUAGUUUACAACUGUUUUGUUUACCAACAAUGCUUAAAGUACUUUUUUUUAACUGUACACCAAAGAAGAGAAUAACAAGUUUUUUGGCUUGAUGCAGGCUUGAAUGAUGCAGAUUUGUUUAAAAUGAAACAAGCCAAUUUGAGUUACACUAAAUAACAGGUAGUGUAAUUUUAAUGUCAUUUCAUGUAUGACAUCUUAAAUCUUCAACAGGUUUCACAAAGGCAACCAUUACAUGUUGUAUUUUUAUGUUCGAUGCAGUCUUCUGAAUGAUGGACAAGUGUGUGACAAUAAAAGAAAGGCAUAAGCCCCAAUUCUAGUAA
Molecule: messenger RNA, 3324 nt
Organism: Patiria miniata (bat star)
Lineage: Eukaryota; Metazoa; Echinodermata; Asteroidea; Valvatida; Asterinidae
Exons: 7
Coding region: 78-2504 (808 amino acids)
Source: RefSeq, a predicted model, not a curated record